Thlaspi arvense is the source of this 1271-nucleotide messenger RNA. Lineage: Eukaryota; Viridiplantae; Streptophyta; Magnoliopsida; Brassicales; Brassicaceae. The record is from the annotation of a GenBank genome assembly.
AUUAUUUCCGUUAACACGAAGAACCGUCGUCUUCUCUCCACUUCACACUUUCUCUCUCUUUCUUGAAGUUGCUUAUUUAGAAACCCUAAGGAGAGCGAUAAUCCCAAGACCGUGCGAAAAGAAGAAAAAAGAGGAGAUGAAGAUCAAAUCGAACUUGAAACAGCUUAAGCUCUCUGUUCCAGCUCAAGAGACCCCAAUCUCUUCCUUCCUGACUGCAAGUGGAACGUUUCACGAUGGAGAUUUUCUGCUGAACCAGAAGGGGCUAAGGCUGACGUCAGAUGAGAAGCAAUCAAGGCCAUCUGAUAGCAAAGAGCUUGAUUUCGAAAUUACUGCUGAAGACUUAGAGACAGUGAAAGUCAUCGGAAAAGGCAGCGGUGGAGUCGUACAAUUAGUUCGGCAUAAAUGGGUUGGCAAAUUAUUUGCUAUGAAGGUCAUACAGAUGAACAUACAAGAAGAAAUCCGCAAGCAAAUAGUCCAGGAGCUCAAGAUAAACCAAGCAUCAUCACAGUGUCCACAUGUAGUUGUCUGCUACCACUCUUUCUAUCACAACGGAGCCUUUUCCCUUGUGCUCGAAUACAUGGACCGUGGAUCUCUUGCUGAUGUGAUAAGACAAGUGAAGACUAUUCUUGAACCUUACCUUGCUGUUGUCUGUAAACAGGUCUUGCUUGGCCUUGUGUAUCUGCACAACGAAAGACACGUCAUACACAGAGACAUUAAACCAUCAAACCUUCUUGUGAACCAUAAAGGAGAAGUGAAAAUCUCAGAUUUUGGUGUCAGUGCAAGUCUUGCUAGCUCCAUGGGACAGAGGGACACAUUUGUUGGAACCUACAACUACAUGUCGCUAAAUCCGCCUAGCUUUUAUGAACUCUUGGCAGCAAUCGUAGAGAGUCCACCACCUACUGCUCCUUCUGAUCAAUUCUCACCUGAAUUCUGCUCCUUUGUAUCAUCCUGCUUACAAAAGGAUCCUCCAGCGAGAUCAUCAUCUCUAGAUCUCUUGAGUCAUCCAUUUAUUAAAAAGUUUGAGGACAAGGACAUUGAUCUCGGGAUACUUGUUGGGAAUUUGGAACCACCUGUUAACUACCUAAGAUAAGCAAGUCCGCUUCUCUUCUUCUGCAUUUGAUAUAUGAUAUGAUAGGAUAUGAUAAGAUACAUGAUGUGUAAUGUGUCUCUAAGAAUAUUAUUACUUGAUCAUCAAAAUUGAAUGAGAUUUUAUUAUUCAAUUCUAUUCUACUUUAAUAGACCAAGUCAAUUUAUAAAAAAAAAGUUCCUCC